UUGAGGAGAAAUCUAAUGUCAACUUGAAAGUUCUAUUCUGAACAUUAUGUCUUCCAGUUCAAUAUUGAUUACCAGGAGUUGUAAUGUACAAAUAUAGGCAAAUUCUAAAUUCUAUAAAUUAUCUACUAAAAACAGUUCAGGCAGUGAACUCUACUGAACGUCGAAAUAUAAUGAAGAUUGGGGCAUUUUCUGUUCAGCAAAUCUCGAAAUACACCAAAGGCCCUAGCAGUGGUGAUUCCAUGCAUAGUCCAAGUGAAUUGAUUCAGGACAAAGGAUCAAAUAUGACCCAGAAUAAAAAUCAAGAUUUAUUAGCCCAGCAUCUACCACAUGAAGAUAUCGACAUCGAAGAAGAUGAGAAAGCAUCUGAUGAGGAAAGUUAUAAUGAAUACGAACCAGACGACGAAGAUGAAGAUGAAAAGCGAGCAGGGGUUUAUCGUUCAAAAGGCAUAACCGUUUAUGUCCCAGAGAAAUGUAUGACACCUGGAACACGUAGGCCAAAAAUACGAGAACUACCCAAGGAUAUGUUUGAUGAUAUACGGAUUAUAUAUUAUAAAUGAUGGUGUACGUGUUUGGUAGGUCGCAUGACCUUAUUUGUUUGAAAUCCUAAUUACGUCCCGAGUGUUCAAUGUCAAAUGUCUUCAAAUAAAAAUCCCCACAAACCAAA
Messenger RNA from Hermetia illucens (black soldier fly), 664 nucleotides. RefSeq lists its product as uncharacterized. Bases 84 to 557 code for a protein of 157 amino acids. The record is from RefSeq and is a predicted model, not a curated record. The transcript has 2 exons. NCBI's taxonomy places the organism in Eukaryota, Metazoa, Arthropoda, Insecta, Diptera, Stratiomyidae.